Messenger RNA from Marchantia polymorpha subsp. ruderalis, 3040 nucleotides. Lineage: Eukaryota; Viridiplantae; Streptophyta; Marchantiopsida; Marchantiales; Marchantiaceae. The record is from the annotation of a GenBank genome assembly.
GCAACAGCAUGAGGAUGCCAUCGUGGACAAUUCAGACUUCGAAAAAAAAAUGCAAGCCGUGGAUUUGGAAGCCACGCCGAGUAAUUCCAUGUGCUGCUUAUAGUUCUUCCAUUCGUCAGGAAUGGGGGUUUUGUUCGAAUCAUACCCGUAGUUUCUAGGGGAUUUCGAAUGCAGUGUUGUCACUCUGUUCUUAGGUCUGAAACUCGUGAAUUCCCCUCAUCCAGAAUCUUUACGGUGUGGAUUCAGUCUCGGAAGCUUCGACUUCUCAUCGAUUGGAUCAUCCGGAGCUCUCAGCCUGGAACUGACAUCGUGAAGGUUCUGGAGGCAGCCAUGUUUCGAUCUAGGGCGGUGUAUUUCUUCACCCUGGUGCUCUUGGUGGCUGCAGAUGGGCCGGGGUGUCAUGUUCUUGCAACAUUAGAUUUCACCCUCGGUACGCUGGAAUCUCCAUUUCAGUGCAACGCACAAGGAAACCUGUGGUGCGAAGGAAACGCUUCUGAGAGCUCCGGCGAAACACUGCAUUUGACACCCGAUCAGAGAACCCAGUCUUUUGAGUUCUACUAUAACACCAAGGGCAUGGCUCUGUUCUCCCUUCCAGUCCACAUGGUUGAUGCAAGAGGUCGAUGGUUGUCCUUCAGCACCCAUUUCAGAUUUGAAAUAGAGAGUCUGAUUGAGAAUUUUCGUGGCGAUGGAUUGGCCUUUGUGAUGCUCAAUAGACAAGUGCCAGGAUUUUCCGGGGGUUCACUCGGGAUUUAUGAUCAAGCUGGUUGUCAGUUAGUCCAGACAUUGGCCAUCGAGUUCGACACCUUCCAUAACCAAGAAUUCGAAGACAUGAACAACAAUCACGUGGGUGUGGAUCUGCAGCGUGCAAUUUCCAAAGUCUCCAGAGAUGCUCAUGAAGCGGACAUUGAUCUUGCUGGCGGCAGAACCAUCGAUGCUUGGAUCGACUACCAUGCCAUUUCAGAGGUAUUGGAAGUACGAAUUGCUCUUCAUGACACGAAGCCGAAGGAGUCCUUCCUCACGUACCCACUGGCGCUAGGUGACGUCUUCCCGGAGAGUGGGAAAGUGUACGUGGGAUUUUCUGGGUCUAAUGGCUUCUGUAACUGCCACAAUUUUUACUCCAUCCACGACUGGAAAUUCCGGGCUUUCUCAGAGAUUUCUAAAAUACUUCACCUUGUAGAGAUCAUCGGAGGUUUCUUCAUCGUGAUUGUGAUUAUUAUAGUGCUGAUCUGUAAGCUUGUAUCCCGAGAACAGCCCUAUACUUCAGUUCCUGUGGAUGAUGACGAGCCAUGUCGGCGCUAUAGCAUCGAAGAGCUCGUCGCGGCCACCAAAAACUUCGAUUCAUCACAGAAACUCGGAGAAGGUCGGUUCGGGAGUGUGUACAGAGGGUUUGUCAGCCGCAGAUCAGAGGCUUGUGCCGGAGGGAGUGAGGUGGCGGUCAAGAAAUUAAGAGGUAGCCAGGAGAAACACAUAUUCCACAGGGAAUUGAAGGUAAUCAAGAAGGUGCAACACAAACACAUCGUGAGGCUGCUGGGGUGGUGCGAAGCGAACGAGGGAGUCGUCAUGCUGGUAUACGAACUCAUGCCGAACGGGAGCUUAGACAAAGCUCUGUUCACUCCCAACGCGGACCUUGUGUUGUCUUGGACGCAGAGGUACACAAUACUCCUCGAUGUCGCAUCAGCCCUUCUUUAUCUCCAUGAGGAGUACGAACCGCCGGUCAUCCACCGUGACAUCAAGUCUGGUAAUAUCAUGCUGGAUAAAGAUUACAGAGGCAAGCUGGGAGAUUUUGGUUUGGCUCGACUGGUAAAUCAUAAUAAAGAUUUGAAAACUACCAUGCCGUUUGGGACUUUUGGUUACCAAGCUCCGAAGACUCUAGAAGGAGAGUUUACAGAUAAAAGUGAUGUAUUUGCAUUUGGAAAGGUGAUGCUAGAAAUCGCUAGUGGUAACAGAUCUUCAAAUUGUCAUUGGAACGGUGACAACACAUCCAAUUGGGUGAAGAGCGACAUCGAGGUACGAAAUUUCGUUGACAGCAGACUAGGCCGCAAUUAUGAUAAAACUGAAGCUGCGGUGGUGAUCCAACUUGGCCUUUUGUGCUGCGAUGAUGAAGAUAUACGAAGGCCCACGAUGCGUGCGAUCAUGUCCUGCCUGAAAACCAGGAAGCUAACUAGUCUUUCUGCCGAUGGUUCACCGACACGAAAACCUGCUCAAUACGCUUCCUCCACAUCCAAACCCCUUCUCAACAAAUAGCUGCUGAACUUUGAGCCUGACGUAGCAGCAUAUCCUUCGCUCAUUUUGAAAGAAAUAUUUUUGUGGCUGUAAUCUAAGUAGGUGAUUGAUUUGGAUUCUAUGGCGCAGAGAAACGAUGGUAAUCUCAAUAUUUGUAGCUUCAUAAUGUCAGGUCAGAGAAUUAUAGUCAAUUAUAUCAGGUCUACAGAAGAGGAAUGCCUGCUGCGUGUGAUAAGCAUGACUUCUGCAUAGAAAUGGUUUGCCUUUCAAGCCAAACAUUGGUUACCGAGGAGAUGGGUGGCACAGAAAAGAUAAAUUCGAGGUUGUUGCCCCCCACAGUGAGUGAAGGCCAUGUUAUCAAAUAAUAACAAUCGGUUGUUGUACUGCCAUGUUGCAGUAGCUAGAAAUGAAUGGAAAUAAACAUGUAGAAAGUAUACCUUCUCUCUAGAUGUUGACCUUGUUAUUCUACAGUGAAAUCUCUUGAGGACCAGACAAGAUUACAGCAUCGCUUGCGCUUUACAAGACAUUAACUAUGUGUUCGACGCUGGAGCAUGGAUCAUAAAUAUAAAGUAGAAGUACAUGGAUGAAGAUAUGCACACACAAAAGCAUAAUUUUCGUCCAUCAAUUCUCAGUGAAAUAUAUGGAAGACGAUCAGAAUCAGCUCGAACCUUGAAGACUGAGCUGUGUCCUGCCACAAACUUGUAGGACUCAAACACACAUAUGGCCGAGAUCAAAAUGCAAUGUAAUCGCACGAGACUCCUGAACGGGCGAUUGAACGACUUACGCAGAACGCUGUAGUUUUGAGGUCUUGAACACA